Messenger RNA from Aedes albopictus (Asian tiger mosquito), 1184 nucleotides. RefSeq lists its product as uncharacterized. The record is from RefSeq and is a predicted model, not a curated record. The annotation marks the transcript as partial. NCBI's taxonomy places the organism in Eukaryota, Metazoa, Arthropoda, Insecta, Diptera, Culicidae. The transcript has 3 exons.
AUGUGGAAGCAUAGACGCAAACGGCUGAAGGCAACCAUCUCCCCAUGGCCGGAUAUCGCAGCAGGACACCAGUGCGUGAAAGUUUGCUCUCCUCGUGUUCGCGAAACGUCGCGUCGCGUCGUCCGGUCAGUGUCGUCCGCGGAAAUCGAUCACGGUCCCGUCGGUUUCGUAGCUCGUGUGCAAGAGGACCAGAACUUGGUCUGUAGAUCGAGUAGCCAAAGCAGGAAGGAAAUGGAUCAGAAGCUUUGGUACGCUAAGCCUAGGAAAGGCAGGAGGGCAGGUACCAAGCAAGAGAAGGGUGACACCGAUUUUGAAGCCGACAAAAGUCUGGCGGAAAAGGGCCUUGGGAACAUCGUGGGGAAAACUGGAUACCAUGUUAUUAACAGUUUUGAAUUUGCGGAAGAGGUAACAGGCAUGCAGGUUCCAGAGGAACACGUCCUGUUUUCACUGGACGUUAAGUCGCUGUACACGAAUGUUCCUGUUGCGUACGCCUUGGAGUGUAUAGAGGCAAGGUGGGACGAGGUAGCGAAAUACACAAGGAUAGACAAGCGUGGUUUCCUAGCGGCGGUUGAAUUAACUUUGAAUUCGACUUUCUUCGUCUAUCGGGGUGUGAGCUACUCACAAACUUUCGGAGUGCCGAUGGGAUCACCGUUGUCACCGGUGAUAGCCAACCUCGUAAUGGAGAGGUUAGAGCAGGAAAGCAUACGUAAGUUGGAGGGACAUCGAAUCAGUAUGGUGGUGUACAGACGGUAUGUUGACGACUGUUUCUGUAUCGCACGUAAGGAGCACGUGGGCAAAAUUCUCGAGGUGUUCAACGGUUUCCAUGACAGAUUACAGUUCACGGUGGAAUAUGAGGAGGAUGGACGUCUUAAGUUUUUGGACAUGAUGCUGUUCCAAAACAACGGACGUGUGGAGAAAACUUGGCUGCCAAAACAAGAAAACGGGCGUUAUUUGGAUUACAACUCCGAGAGUCCUUUCACGCACAAACGCAACACAGCGAUCGCUCUGGCGAAUACAGCGAUCAAACUCACGGAUGCGGAAAACCGCCCACAAGCAAUAGACAUGGUUAAAAGGAUAUUAAAAUGCAAUAAUUAUCCGGAAUGGUUCAUUGUAAAUGUCCUAAAGCAAAGAGUGCAUAAGCAUUACAAUAGACUGGAAGAUGGGAAAGAGGUGGAGGAAACAAA